Messenger RNA from Paramecium sonneborni, 933 nucleotides. The record is from the annotation of a GenBank genome assembly. NCBI's taxonomy places the organism in Eukaryota, Ciliophora, Oligohymenophorea, Peniculida, Parameciidae.
AUGUCAUAAUAACUAUUUAAGGCUUAUUUCCUAUCCCUCAAUCAUAAUUUUAAAGAUCUACCCAAAGGUAACUUUUAUUACAGAUUUUUCAAAAGAGAUCUAGGUAGAAUUAUUAAUAUGCCUUGUCCUAUUGAUAAUCCUUCAUAAUCAUCUGAAAUUCACUUGUUUAAAUAAUUGAGAGCAUAAAUUGGAAUCUCAGAAGAAAAUCCAUGUUAUAAUUGUCCAUUUAAUGCUAAAUGUUCUUAAGCUUUUUAAUAAUUUGAUAUCCCCUAAAUAUAAACAUUACUUCUACCUAAUCUCUCUAAAUUUUUAGAAUCAAUCACCAAUCAUAAUCUCAAUAUGUAAUUAAUUAUUUAUUAAAUAAGACAAAAUUUGGAUGAUUCUAAAAGCUUUUGGUUGGCAAGCAACAGAAUUCUUGAUACCUUUCAAGCUAUUGUUUAUGACUAUUAAAAAAAUUCAAACCAAAUUAAUCAAUUAUUUCUUUAAGAUUAAGAUACUCCUUCUGAUACAGAAAAAACAAAUUUCCCUAAAUAAAACUUAAAAACAGAAAAAUAUUAUAAAACUGCAAAUUUCUUGAAUGAUAUUGAAUCAAAUGAUAAAGAUAAAGAUUCAAAUUCUUCAACUUCUUAACACUUUGAAAAUGUUCAUCAAAAUAAAGAAAAUAAUUAUAAAAAAUAAUCUUAUUAAAAUUCUUAAAGUAAAAGCAAACAAACUCAAAGAACUUACACAAAUAAAAAUCAUUAUUAAACAAAUUAAUCUUAUAAUCAAUAAUAAAAGAGGGAUUAUAAUAAAAAUAUAGAUCAUACAUCUGAAAAUAAAUCAGAGAUUUCUUUUACUAAAGACAAAGAUAAAAAAGAUAAGUAAAAUAAAAGUGUCUAAAUAAAAAAUGAGAAAUAGAUAAAAAAAAAUAUGAAAUUUCGUGUUGCUUAAUGA